AUGUUGAUAUCAAAUAUCAUCAAUGGCCGUUUCGAAGGAAGGCUCUUGCAGGGCAACUUGGCCACCUUGUCUCCUUCCAUGUUCCAGGUUGUCUUCAUAAUCUGUUUCCUUUCUCAAGUAGAAGCACACAAUAUUCCAAAACACAACCAAAUUCGCACCAUGAGCACUACUAUCUUCCAAAAUCGCCGCCCCCAGCGCCGCAGUUCCCAGUCCAGUUGCGGAAGCAUCAGGAGCACUCGCCGUCCUUCCUUGAUGAGGCGCAGCAAGAGCAAUGAUGAUGAAGGCGGCAGCAUGCGCCACUUGGUCGAUUACUCCAAGAAACGUGCUACCCAUGAUGCCAAGAACCGUUCUUCUUGUCGUGGACCCGCCAUUAGCCGUCAAAUGUAUGAGGGCAACAGUCCCAACAAGAACAAGAAUAUCAGCGCACGGGAUCUUGACUGGGGUAUGCUUUCUCAAACCAUGGACCUGUCCAACGAAUCCAUUGAUUCUCCGGUGCGUCGCGGCAGCAUGGACAACAGCAGCCAGGAUGAAAUGGAGCUUCUUCAACAGAGGCCUCAAAUGUCGAGACGCUCCCUGAACUGCAGUGCUAGAUUGCGAGUCAAUUUGGCAAGAAGCGCUUCCUGCCGUCCACCUCUUCUGGAAGACAGCAGCAACAACAACAACAAUAGCAUCACGGAGAGCAUCCCCGCUCCCACUGCAGCAGAUGACAAUGACUUUUGGGGAGAAGAGAACAGCUCCGAGGAGGAAAUCCGUCCUUCGUUCGGAAGGAGCCAAUCUGUAGGAACUUCUCUCUUCAUUCGACGAUCACCUGUUUCGUUCAAUGCCAAGUUUGCAUAG
This is a messenger RNA of Seminavis robusta, 837 nucleotides long. Lineage: Eukaryota; Bacillariophyta; Bacillariophyceae; Naviculales; Naviculaceae. The record is from the annotation of a GenBank genome assembly.